Oncorhynchus keta (chum salmon) is the source of this 1966-nucleotide messenger RNA. RefSeq names its product neuritin-like protein. Gene Ontology annotation, cellular component: plasma membrane. The record is from RefSeq and is a predicted model, not a curated record. The transcript has 3 exons. Gene Ontology annotation, biological process: neuron projection extension; nervous system development. The coding region runs from base 195 to 839 and encodes 214 amino acids. Lineage: Eukaryota; Metazoa; Chordata; Actinopteri; Salmoniformes; Salmonidae.
UCCAGUGUGCUAUGAUGUGACGUCCCUGGUCCGUUGCCCCCAAGCUUUCCACAGCUUGCCCUCCACCCCUCCCCUACACACACAUCCCCUGGAUGCAGCACGUCGGCCCUUUGCUCUGUUAAUCCCGUGAACACUCACUACGAUCUGCCUGUAUGCUCUGCUCUACUCUUGAGCUCUGAUGAUCCAACAAAUGAAUGACAGGACACCUCACUCUGAGAAGACACCAAAAUUCUGUCCGGGAUUAUAACACUGCUGUGAACGUCAUCAGAUCAGAGCCCAUUAAUUGUGUGCUGGGGCUCCACUGGACUCAGUUGGGCCAGUUGAGUAUGAGGUGCCAUGCCUGCACCGUGACUUUCCUCCUGCCUGUUGCUCUUUACCUCUGUCUGGCCCCUGUGUGUUGGGCUGCUGCGCUCCCUAGUUCCUGUGGCGUCAUCUACAAGAGCUUUGCUCAGUGUCUCCUCACUCUGGGGGACAGUCUGGGUGACACACAGAAAGAGCAGAGCACACAGGACAUUGACACAAUCUGCAGAUCAUGGGAUGCCUUCCAUGUGUGUGCGAAUGCGGCACUUGCCAGUUGUCCUGGAGACGCAGCGGCUGUGUGGGAGUCUCUGAGGCAAGAGUCCAGGAAGACCCAGUUUUCUGGAAACCUCUAUGACAUGUGUGCCAGCCGCACCACACUGGCACCCAAUACAGUGCCCGUGCCACCCUCCCAGAGGCCACCAACGUCAGACCAGACCAAUCAAGAAACUCUAAAAGGGUACACGCAUCACCUUGGACCCGCCUACACCACGCUUCUGCUCUCAGCAUGCAUCUCUCUACUGUUCCUGCUCAGGAUGUAGCCCUGGCCUCCCUCAGACUGCUAUAGGUUCUCUGUGAGCCUUGUGUUUAAAUGGACUGAGCAUGAAAUUAACCAACACACACUUGUAAAAAAACCUCACUCCAACACACACAAGCACACUCCAAAAUGCAUACCUCCUCCAACACGCAUCCACACACACACAUAAAUGCAAGAAAACCCUCCCAAGCGUUAUGGACAUCAUUAUUAUGCAUAUUAUGUAAAAUAGAGUUUCUAUGUCAACCUCUCUGUGCAAUUGUCUGUAUACCACCUAUCAUUUAUAAGAGGGAAGUACUGACAUUACUGAUACAGCUCUAUAAUCUACAUGUUGGGUGAACUCUGUUUUUAUAUGUGACAUGUGUAGUGGGGCAAUAUUUGAUACAUGUAUGUAUGCAUAUAUUAUAUAUACCUCACAUGCAACUUGUAAAUAAGACUAAGCAAUAAGCCCAUUAACUGAAUUAUCUGACUUCAGAAGAGAAAUAACAAUAUGCAAAAGACUAUAGUUAAACCAUGUGCAAUCAAGUAUUAUGCUGACUUAUAUCAAGGAACUGUCACGAGAAGUGAAUAUCAAAGCAAGUAUUACUUAAUAACUUCAUGCAAUGAAUGGAUUCACAUACAAGACAUAAAGCUUAAGUUACAAAGCAUUAGCAAGCAUUCUAGGCAUGGUCAGAGAGAGAGACAAAGAAACCAUAGCUUGAGCCAUGGCACAUAGCUCAUGGGAGAGGGAGAAAACAAGAAAGAAAGACGAAGUAUCUCACCAUCUCAUCAUAAGAGUUCACCUGUACAAAAUGUAUUUUACUCAGCCACCAGCUGACUAAGUCCCUAUAUUCCCCAAUCAUUGAUUCAUGCAUUGCCUGUGUGGGCACUGGGCACGGAAUAGCCACCACACACAUUGUGCCUGUGGACAUAUUAUGUAAUGAUUCAUCAGAAUGUAAAAAUGAUAUCAGAAGCUGCACUUCACUUACAUGUUUGUCUUCAUAGUUUCAUGUGAGGUUGCUCAGAGCAGUUGCUUUAAGGGGUGCAUGCUUUGUUUCAUUAAAUUGUAAGAUGUGAAAUCAGACACACAUCUGAUUAAUCCAGAUAGUUAAAUUGAAUAAUAAUUCAUGCAUUCAUUUGUAAUAAAAUAUAUUA